CUCUGCUCUCUCCGCGCAGCGCGCCUCUCUCCUCUUGAGCGGAGAGUUGAUCAGUGUCCGGACGGAUUCACCUGAUGGAUGAAUGGGAGCUCCGUGACCGACCUUGCUCUCCGUCUCUGUCUCAGCGGACACGCGCCUCGGCUCGGGAUCGAUUAUUGGCGAAUGAUUGGCGGCUGACAAUGAGCGCGUGAGCGGAGUUGAGCGCUUCAAACCGACGGGACUCCACUUUCUUCUUCUUCAUCCAUCACCUCCUCCUCCUCCGACAUGAAGACUCCUCUCAGUCCAUCUCAGCUCCUGGAGAGUGGGCAGAUCUUUGCCUUCGGUGGGAUGUGUCAUGAGCUGAUGGAGGCUCCCACGCCUACAACCAUCAGUCUCUCCGUGCAGCAAACUCCGACUCCAGGUCAGGGCGGGGCCUACUCGCUGUGUGAGGUGUGCAACCUGCAGCUGACCUCCUCCGCUCAGGCCCAGCUACACUACAACGGCAGGUCUCACCUCCGGAGGGUGAGGCAGCUCCAGGCUGGAGAGACGGCACAACAGGCAGCAGGGACUCAGUCCAGGUGUCUUCCCCGGCCUACAGGCCUCAGCUCCCAGCCUGCAGGACUAACUCCGACUCCCGGUCACAGUCCGGCCCUCAGCGCUCCAUCUAGUACAGCGGCAGGAAGUGGGUGUGGAGCAGUGGGCGGGGCAUUGCCAGGACUCAUAGGUGCCACCGGUCCCUCAGUGAUGAUGAAACCGUUCCUGUCAUUUCCUGUCGAGACGACGUCACCGGUCGGGCUUUUCCCAAACUUCAACACGAUGGACCCCGUGCAGAAAGCUGUCAUCAAUCACACCUUUGGCGUUACCAUGGUGCCCAAAAAGAAGCAAGUCAUCUCCUGUAACGUCUGCCAGCUGAGGUUCAACUCUGACUCUCAGGCCGAGGCUCAUUACCGAGGCAGCCGACACGCCAAGAAGCUCAAGUCUCAGGAGAACAAGUCCAAGCUGCCAAUCACCACGGAGACCAAUGGGAGCGGCUGUAGUCCCGCUGGCCCCGCCCCUUUAGUCCUGGCUGCCAGCGGCUCCAGUCAACACACAGAACUCUUAUCCAGUGACACCACCUCCCCUCCCCUCAAACCCUUCCUCCUCUCCUCCACCUCCCCCCUCUGCUCCUCCUCCCCCUCCUCCAGCAGAGCAGGCAGCGAGCCUCCCCCCUCCAGCCCCCCCUCCGCUCUCCCAGCUCCGGGCCUCUCCUCCUCUUCGUCCUCCUCUUCUUCUUCCUCCAAAGCGUCUCCUCCUCCUCCUCCUCCUCCUCCUCCAGCUCCGGUCACAUCCUCCUCUUCCCCUCCUCCUCCUACUCCUCCUUCCUCCCAGGAUGCUCCUCCUCUCUCAGCAGAGUCAGAGGAGGAGAAGGCGAAGAAGCUGCUGUACUGCUCCCUUUGCAAAGUUGCCGUCAACUCGCUGUCUCAGCUGGAGGCUCAUAACGCAGGUUCGAAACACAAAACGAUGCUGGAGGCCCGCAGCGGCGCCGGGCCGAUCAAAGCUUACCCUCGACCCGGAUCCAAGCUGAAGAGCAGCAGCGGCAGCUCCACGGUGAAGGGCUCCGGCCUGCAGAACAAAACCUUCCACUGCCAGAUCUGCGACGUCCACGUUAACUCCGAGAUCCAGCUGAAACAGCACAUCUCCAGCAGGAGGCACAAGGACAGAGUGGCAGGAAAACCCAGCAAACCCAAAUACAGUCCUUACAACAAACAGCAGCGCGGCUCACUCACUAAGGAGCUGGUCAAGCCCUCCCUCUCUCCUUCCUUCCUCCCCACGCCCUUCGCCUCUCCUCCCGCCUCCCUCACCCCCUCCAUCUCGCUCCCUCCCUGCUCCCUCUCGUCCUCCCCCCUCCUCACACCCACCUCCUCGCACCUCACCCCGGCCAUCUCCCUCCACCCUCGCCCUCCGGCCACCUCCACCCUCUUCACCGCCUCCUUCCUGCGUCCAGCCCCUGGACCAAUCAGAACUAGCCAAGGAUCCAUCCUCUUCACGCCCUACUGAUGUCGCCGGUGUGUGCGGGGGGGGGGAGUCGAACCAGCAACCUUUGGCCGGCCUGACCCGACUUCUUUGUUGGAUCUGCAAUGGGCCGUGAUGGCUUGCAGGGUUUCCAACCUGCGACGUCCUCCUCCUCUCGGUCUGGAUCAGACACCUUCCAGCCGACCGUCUGAUCCAGGAGAGGAGUCACUGCUCUAAAUAAACCACAGACCUGAACCUGAACAGACUCGGACGCUGAAAGGUUCCCACACAUAACAGAACACCAGGAAUUCUUCUAUGCACACGUGUAAGUACUGGAAACUUCCAGGAUAAGUUUUUGGAAAGGCUACUGAGUUUUUCCGCCCGAAGGCAAUAAGUUAGUGGCCGUUGGAAACUUCUUAACGUCUGGAAAGAAAUCCAGCUCAUUUGUUGUCUUAAGUCACGGUGUUGCUCCCAAUUCAGCUGAAACGGAAAAGAAACACGAGAAACAUUCUCACAAAACACCUCAUCGUCUGUGGAGAAUGGCUGGUUUUACGGCAGCCUGAACUGACCCUGAAGAAAGAAACUAACAUGGUGAAGACAGUAAUUUUCAGGCUGAAGAUGCAGCUCGCGUCGGCUCAGGUCGGGUCAUCAGCGUUCGGAGGAGCUAACCAGCACAAAACAAGAUGUCAGAAAAACUCAUCGUGAACAACUACUACUGCAAGAGGAGAGAGAAAUUAACGGAUAACACUGGAUGUAUUCUAAUAUUUUUUUUUCUCUCAUUGUUAGAAAAUGUCACGAAGAGACCAAAACCAACAAAGUGUUAGUCUGCCUCUAAAUACCUGUUCUCUGUCUCCGGUCCUUUGAUUCCUACAGAAAACAUCCAUCAUUGUUUUUAGUGCCCUUUAGUAAUUUAAAUGUCAACACGCAGACAGCUCUGCAACUGUUCCUCCUGCUCUCUGGGUAAGAAACAUAAAAAGCAGAACAUUUACUUGCAAUAUGUCCGCCUUGUCUACAUCACCAGCCCAGAGUAAGAUCUGAAAACCUCCAGCAAACACUUUCAUUUUGACCGAGUGACGGAUAUAACGGCCUUAUAUCUGGUUAGAAAUCAGCUUAAAAUCCUUAAAUAAUUCAAAUUCUAAAUUCUAAAUAGGUGCAACUUGUGGCCAGAAAUGAUAGUGAAGUGGCAGCACAGCCCUCAGUGUCCUCAACGGCAGCUACAGUCAAGCCAAGCUGGAAUAAAGCAGAAUUACAGGAGCCUAAUUUAACUUCCUCUGAGUGUAAUUGCUGGUAGGACCCUGCAAAACGUAUGAACUUAAGCAGAAAGCUUUUUUUUGUUUGUUUGUCACAACCUGCUGAUUUAGUUUCUUUAUGUUCUGAGCACUACUUCUUCUUCCUGUGUGUCUGAUGUCUCUGCUGCCUAUUAUAGACUCAUUGUGUUCUCUGGACGUGGCUACUUCCUGGUUUUACAGUGAAAAGGCCUUUGGUCCUGAAAACUGUUUUUUUUCUUUUCUUUUAUUCAGCCUUCCUGCUUGCAGAACUGAAACUUCUCUCACAAAGAGUCAGAGAAACCUUUUAAAACACAUCAAUGGAACUUUUCACAAACUGCACGUUUUCACCUCCCAUGAGCAAAACUAAAAGUAUUUUCUGUUUUUUUUUUUUUUUUUGUGCUCUUCUACUUUAUUUUACAGUAAAUGUUGUAAAUAUACGACAAGAAGUUUUG
This is a messenger RNA of Mugil cephalus (flathead mullet), 3691 nucleotides long. RefSeq names its product zinc finger protein 385B (gene znf385b). NCBI's taxonomy places the organism in Eukaryota, Metazoa, Chordata, Actinopteri, Mugiliformes, Mugilidae. The transcript is spliced from 11 exons. The coding region runs from base 265 to 2016 and encodes 583 amino acids. The record is from RefSeq and is a predicted model, not a curated record. Gene Ontology annotation, cellular component: nucleus. Gene Ontology annotation, molecular function: nucleic acid binding; zinc ion binding.